Molecule: messenger RNA, 255 nt
Organism: Necator americanus (New World hookworm)
Lineage: Eukaryota; Metazoa; Nematoda; Chromadorea; Rhabditida; Ancylostomatidae
Exons: 1
Coding region: 1-255 (84 amino acids)
Biological process (GO): heterochromatin formation
Cellular component (GO): nucleosome; chromatin
Molecular function (GO): protein heterodimerization activity; structural constituent of chromatin; DNA binding
Source: RefSeq, a predicted model, not a curated record
AUGUCUGGACGUGGAAAAGGAGGCAAAGCCAAGAGCGGAGGAAAGGCCAAAUCGCGUUCUUCGCGAGCUGGACUUCAGUUCCCCGUCGGUCGUCUGCACCGCAUGCUCCGCAAGGGCAACUACGCUGGACGCAUCGGAGGAGGAGCGCCCGUCUACUUGGCCGCUGUUCUCGAAUACCUCGCCGCUGAGGUGCUCGAGUUGGCCGGCAACGCUGCCCGGGAUGCGGGACAAGAGGUACCCGUGAAAACCGGUUGA